This is a messenger RNA of Seminavis robusta, 1877 nucleotides long. Lineage: Eukaryota; Bacillariophyta; Bacillariophyceae; Naviculales; Naviculaceae. The record is from the annotation of a GenBank genome assembly.
UUUGUUGCUGGAGUGGGAGCUGUCUCCUCUCUCUGUCUCUCAUAAACUAACUAUCCAUUGUCACUCCAACAAGGACCAUCGCUAUCAGCACAUAUUUCCAUUUACAAUCAACAUGAAGGUGAUCUCUUCGCUCAAAGACCAUGCCGUCAGGGCAGCGCUAGUCCUGACGUUCCCCAAGACUCUCUUUAGCCCGAUGGGAGAGGUGGAGUUGACAGAGGAUGAACGCAGAGUCCUGAAUACCAGCUUUCUAGACAUGCUUUGGCAGUCAGGCUUCAGUAAAUCCUUUUUGGUAUGGCGUCGGCGCCUCUUGUAUUCAGCGUCUGUAUUCUUCGCCGUUGGUGCUGGCAUUCGAAUAUCCACAAUCCAAGAGCAGUGCGGUGGCUUUAUUGGGGAAGGGUUCAACCAUGAAACUCAGGCUUAUGAGACAAGCACAGGCGAGGACGUGGCCAACUACACGGGCCUUGGGAAAGCGGCAGUGGCCAGUCAACGUGUGGCACCGUUUUGUGCUCUUGCCGUCGUUUUAGUGGCUGCAUGGUUCUGGACCGAUUACACCAAAUCCCGAAAUGUGCUAGUGCCAGGAUGGCUGCUGACGUUGCUCCUUUCCUUGUGGCCAACUAUGAUUCCACUAAACUACGUGCUGAAAGAGUCCACCUUUUCCAAGAAUGCCUUUUUGGGCGCUACCUAUGCAUUUGGGAUCCUUCCGACCUAUCUUUCCAUCAUUGCUGGGCUCACGUUGGGUUCCAAACGAGUCUUUCUCUUUGCGCCCUCCCCACUUUCCGGCGCCAUGGUUGUUCUGAGUGCAGUCUUUGCCAUUAUAACACCAUUUGCGGCCCUGUCCUUGAUCAUCCAAGUGUUGGGCGAUUUCCUUUUGGUCAUGGGGAUCUGUUGUUUGGUGAUUGGUCCCGUUUUGAUUGUGUCUUUUGCAAGUCCAUUCACAGAAGUGUCCACCUUUGGAUCGAGCGAACGGAUCCUGUUUUGCAAUCGCCUUCUUUCCGCGAGUGGCAUCUGUCGGGGUGCCGGCAUGGCGUUGGUGUUGAUUUGGGCCAUCAGACUUGCCAUUUGGGCAACCAAUUACACCGAUGUCACCAAUCAAGAGCUCUCCUCGUUGGCAUCGUACAUUGUCACCUUGAUGGACCCAAAGAUGCUCGUGGGAAUGACGUGCGAGUUUCUUGGUGGAAUGAUGUUCAACGCCGUGCUGUGGACGGAUAUUGUGGUCCAUGUUUCGCGCAAUGACGACAUCAAGAUGCAAAAGCUGCAGUCUGAUUUAUCGUAGCAAAGCGAGUGGCUUCCUACCGCACUUCCUACCGUACCAGCUAGCUAGCUUUUGGUGUUGUCGAGGUUAGUGUCGCGGUUAACUUUUAAUCUAAAGUUCCUCGGUCAUACUUGCGUUUUCUACUGGAGCCCCCGCCAUUAAAAUAUAGGUACGGGGGUUGGAUGAAAGUAGCAUGCACCAGCUAGCAAAAAAUAGUAUCAUAGAACCCCAGUUCAGGCCGAGGAGGAGCGAAUGGUCCUCCAGGGGGUAGAUUCCUUGGGGCACAUGCGUAUGCAAGAAAGAUCUGUGCCUUGCUUGUCAUUGGCCUGCAGCUGACUUCCUUUAUCGAACGGCGCUACAAGCAUAUCUAGACAGGAACCCCACCAGAGCCACCACAGCAACCACCACCAUGUUUUGGCUCGAGGCACCCCCGAGUUGAUUGCCUUCCACAGAUACCUUGGUGAUGGUGGAAACAUCGUCCCAAUGCGGAUCAUCUCCACCAGCCGAUAAUGGGUAUGGGAACAUUGUUGGAUAGAACACCUGAGGUAAAAGUUGGACAGUGUUUCUGUUGGCCCAAUCAUCCAUUUUUCCAAGGCAGCUUCCAAACUCCGUGCUGUAAUUCCCG